Wickerhamiella sorbophila is the source of this 2097-nucleotide messenger RNA. RefSeq names its product Acetolactate synthase catalytic subunit, mitochondrial. The transcript has a single exon. Lineage: Eukaryota; Fungi; Ascomycota; Dipodascomycetes; Dipodascales; Trichomonascaceae. The record is from RefSeq and is a predicted model, not a curated record. Gene Ontology annotation, cellular component: mitochondrion; acetolactate synthase complex. Bases 1 to 2097 code for a protein of 698 amino acids. Gene Ontology annotation, molecular function: acetolactate synthase activity; flavin adenine dinucleotide binding; thiamine pyrophosphate binding. Gene Ontology annotation, biological process: L-valine biosynthetic process.
AUGCUUUCUCGAGCACCAAAAAGUCGUGCGGGCUCCGCACCGCACUUUGCCCAUCAGCUAGCUGCUGCUGUAACAACUGGGCCGGCCGCAGCCGUAAAGCCACUACCGAUUCUAGCAAAACGCACGUUCUUCUCCUCAGCUCUGAGAGCAAAUGACGACAAUCCCACGCCCAAAUUCGUCAAACGCCCCGAGCCUGCACCCUCGUUCAACACCGAGGACACCUCUUCAGCAGAGAGCAAACAGCCUGCAACUCUGAUGGACGAUAGCAUGAUUGGUAUGUCUGGUGGCCAGAUUUUUCAUGAGAUGAUGCUCCGCCACAAUGUCGAUACCAUUUUCGGCUACUCGGGCGGCGCCAUCCUGCCCGUUUUCGACGGUAUCUUCAAUUCCCGCCACUUCAAGUUCAUCCUGCCUCGCCAUGAGCAGGGUGCAGGUCACAUGGCCGAGGGAUACGCUCGGGCCACCGGAAAACCCGGUGUCGUUGUCGUCACAUCGGGCCCCGGCGCUACCAACGUAGUCACCCCUAUGCAGGAUGCUCUUUCUGAUGGUGUGCCUAUGGUUGUUUUCACCGGCCAAGUGCCCACUACUGCAAUUGGAACUGACGCAUUCCAGGAGGCCGAUGUUGUUGGUAUUACUCGCUCUUGCUCCAAGUGGAACGUCAUGGUCAAGACCAUCGAGGAGAUGCCCCGCCGCAUCAACGAAGCUUUUGAAAUCGCUACUACGGGCCGCCCUGGUCCUGUGCUGGUCGACCUGCCCAAGAACGUUACCGCGGGCAUUCUUCGUAAGGCUAUCCCUACUGAGUCCACCAUCCCCUCUCGCAUUCUCGCUGGUCUUUCUACCACUACCGUCACUGAUGACCUAGUUAGCCGCCCUAUUGAGCGGGCUGCCGAGCUCCUCGCUGUUGCUGAGAAACCUAUUCUCUAUGUCGGCCAUGGUGCGAUGGGCGAUCCCCGCUCCGCUGAAGCUGUCCGUGCUUUGGCUAAGAAGGCUCAGAUUCCCGUCACCACAACUUUGCAUGGUCUCGGUGCCUUUGACGAGGAAGACCCUCUGAGUCUGCGUAUGGUAGGCAUGCACGGUUCUUUCUAUGCUAACCGUGCUAUCCAAAAUGCCGACCUUAUUAUUGCCGUCGGUGCCCGUUUCGACGAACGUGUGACGGGUAAGAUUUCCGAAUUUGCUCCGGCAGCCCGUUUGGCCGCCCUGGAGGGCCGCGGUGGUAUUAUCCACUUUGAGAUCACUGCGAAGAAUAUCAACAAGGUCGUUGAGACCACUGAGGCGGUUGAGGGUGACAUUGCUCAGACACUUCCCUUGUUUGUUGAGAAGGUCCACGCCGUGAAGAGCCGCCCCGAGUGGCUCGGCCAAAUCAAUGAAUGGCGCGACAAGCAGCCUUUCCGUUAUGAGGCUGACGACGAGGCUGCUGCUAUUCGCCCCCAGACAGUUAUCAAGACUCUUUCCGAAGUUGUUGCUCCUAUCAAAGACAAGGUUAUUCUGACUACCGGUGUCGGCCAACAUCAAAUGUGGGCUGCUCAGUUUUACAAGUUUACCCACCCUCGAACUAUGAUCACCUCUGGUGGUCUUGGCACUAUGGGCUUUGGUCUCCCUGCCGCUAUUGGUGCGAAGGUUGGUCGUCCUGAUUGCCAGGUGAUUGACAUUGAUGGUGAUGCUUCAUUCAACAUGACUCUUUCUGAGAUGGGCACUGCCACGCAAUUCAACAUUCCUGUCAAGGUCGUUGUCUUCAACAACGGCGAACAGGGUAUGGUCACCCAGUGGCAGUCCAUGUUCUUCGACGACCGUUUCGCCCACACUCAUCAAUACAACCCAUGUUUCAUGACCCUUGCCAAGUCAAUGGGCUGGAAAGGUAUCCGUGUCGAGAAGCUGUCCGACCUACGAGCUGGACUUGAAGAGCUUGUCCAGUCUACGGAGCCUACUAUUUUGGACGUUGUCGUUGACUCCAAGGUUCCUGUGCUUCCUCUUGUGCCCGGUGGAAAGGGCCUUGAUGAGUGCAUUGUAUAUGAUGAACAGGUCGAAAAGGAGCGCCGGGAGCUUCGUCGCGAGAGACUGGCACGUCUUGCCGAAAUCGAACGCCGCGAGUACGAGGGUUAA